Messenger RNA from Stereum hirsutum FP-91666 SS1, 648 nucleotides. RefSeq lists its product as uncharacterized. The record is from RefSeq and is a predicted model, not a curated record. NCBI's taxonomy places the organism in Eukaryota, Fungi, Basidiomycota, Agaricomycetes, Russulales, Stereaceae. The transcript has 4 exons. Bases 53 to 250 code for a protein of 65 amino acids.
GUUCCUUGGACACGGGUCAUCGAGCAAGAAUAGCGGAUGUCAACCCAAGGAAAUGCUUGCUUUAUCUCCAGUAUUUUCCACUGAUCCGCCGGACGGAACCAACGUUUGCAUGCAAUUGUGCUCAUCUCGGAUCUUGAGGCCUAAGGCUCCGCACUUCCGAAACCUCCAAUGGCUUCGUGCCACACCCCACUACGACCGUCUUUCCGGUGGUGUUUGUGGAGAAACUCUCGGGUGCUCAUUAAGCCUGUGAAGCGUCUUUCUCUCCAUUCGGCGACCGGAACGGUCUGUCUCUAAUCAUCAAACCUUGUACGCUGUCGAGCACUUGAUGGGUGACGAAACGACCCACGCAAUAUCACGCACCUCCACAGCCGAGGCUCUCACUCCACAAGAAUUCAGGCGUGUCGUUUGGCCGUGGUACGUGUGCUCCAGCCCUAUCUUUCUGAGGUCGUCACAGUGGCACUUCUUUGACAGUGGCGUUGCGAGGAACAUGUGAGGUGCUUAGAGGCAGACUAGCGUCACCGGGUAUCUCCUGUCGUGGCGGCACAUUCGUCUUUUCAACGACGAGGACGUGAGCCAAGUUUUCUGGCUGGUAUUCGUGGCUUUCAUGUGCUUAUGCCUGUAAACCAAAGACUCGUAUCUUCUUCAAAC